Portunus trituberculatus (swimming crab) is the source of this 2610-nucleotide messenger RNA. RefSeq names its product E3 ubiquitin-protein ligase TRIM56-like. NCBI's taxonomy places the organism in Eukaryota, Metazoa, Arthropoda, Malacostraca, Decapoda, Portunidae. The coding region runs from base 665 to 2323 and encodes 552 amino acids. Gene Ontology annotation, biological process: protein peptidyl-prolyl isomerization. The record is from RefSeq and is a predicted model, not a curated record. The transcript is spliced from 11 exons. Gene Ontology annotation, molecular function: peptidyl-prolyl cis-trans isomerase activity; zinc ion binding.
GCGCAGUCUGCCUGGCUGGGUACCGGGAGGGAGGAAGGGAGGCAGGGAGAGAAGGCUGGCUGGCUGGCUGGCUGCAACUCCCUCCCUCUGUCAGUUUAGCACCAACGCUUGUGAGGUCGAGGCUAACAGCUUAACAAAUACAGGCAAAGAAGGAUAAAGAAAGACAGACAGAAGGACAGACAAAGAAAGAAGAACAAGAAGGAAGGAAAAGAGACAAGGAAAAAAUAAACAAAGUGAAGGAAGAAGAUAAAAGGAAAGAAAAUAAAAACUAAAAGCAUAAUAUACGUACAUCACUAACAAGAGAAAGAGAAAGAGAAAGAAGAAAUAGAAGGAAACUAAGAUAACAGAAGAAAGAGAGAAAUAUAAAGUGAAACAAGGAACAGAAGAAAAAGAAACGAGAGAGAGAGAGAGAGAGAGAGAGAGAGAGAGAGAGAGAGAGAGAGAGAGAGAGAGAGAGAGAGAGAGAGAGUGAGUGGCAAAACAACAAAAAAAAACGUGUAAAAGUGAGCGAAUGAGUGCGUGAUCGAGAGAGAGAGAGAGAGAGAGAGAGAGAGAGAGAGAGAGAGAGUGAGAGGGAGAGAGACAGAGACAGAGAGACAGAGAGGUGUAGCAGUGGGUGAGAGUGAAGUCAGGCAAGGUGUGGUGCUGUAAACACGGCUUCAGGAUGAGCGUGGCUAGAGUUCUCAGCCCCCUCCGUCUUGCUGCCCCCGAGAAGAAUGGACAAACUAGCGGGCGGACCAGCAUGACGGAGGGUCUAGCCACGCCCCUCCGCUCUGUACUCACCUGCGGGGGCUGCAGCAGGCGCUACGAUGACGCCUCCCACAGACCCAAGUUCCUCUCGUGCUUCCACACCGCUUGUCUCUCCUGCUUGAGGAAGGACUUCAGCGGCGGCAAGGUGAAAUGCCCAAGUUGUACCUGCGUGACUGAGGUGAAGUCCGCAGACAGCCUGCCGGACAACACGCAGCUGUGCACCAUCCUCCUCAACAUGUCCUCCCUCAACCUGCACGAGGCCGGCACCUCCACUCCCGCCCGGGACACCUGCCCAGCCCAUGCCGCCCGCAUUAACUUCUGGUGUGACACGUGCAGGAUGCCACUCUGCCGCGACUGCACCGUGCUGGCACAUCGCGAGGCACACGGACAUAAGGUGCGCGACCACGACCAGGCAGUGGCGGUGCUGCGCGCUGAAGUGCGCUCGUCAGUGGGUGAGGCACGCACGCUUCUGCAGGAGACGCGUCGCCUGCGCCACGACCAGCGCAAGUACCUCCUCCGCCAGCUGGACGCCGCCCGCGCCUACGAGAAGCAACUCAAGUCUGAACUGAAGACGCUGGACAGUGACAAGAAGGAGGAUAGCCGUGGCCUGGAUCGCAUCGAGACCGACUCUGAGCAGGAGACUUCACUCAUCAGCCUGCAGGAGAUGGCGCAGCGGGCGGGGUCUGUGGUGUCGCGCCUCUCCAGGGACCUCGCCACCGCCAAGGCCGUGCUGGCUGACUCCUUCCUCUCCCUGGGCAAGCUGCACCGCUCCCAGGACGAUCUGGACGCCAUCGAUAUCAAGUCCACGGCAAGCGGCAGCGGCGGGGGCUCGUGCGAGGGGUCGCCGGCGCGGAGCAGCGUGGCGGAGGGGGGGGCCAGCCGCUCCAGUACGCCGGAGACACGGUCCCCCGGCAGCCCGGCGAGGGGUUGCGUGGAUCGCCGCAGCCAGAGCCUGGCAGGCCACUACAGCAGCCGUCGGCUGGCUCACAACGGAAGGGCGGGCAAGGUGGCGGCGUUGCGGCCUGCGUUGAGCCUGGAGGCGGCGGCGCCCACCAUCCAGCCUCUGCCGCGUGUGUACCUGGACCUGAGCAUUGAGGGCAUCCAGCAAACAGCGCGGCUAGUGAUUGAACUGCGACCCGAUAUGGCGCCCAGGCUGUGCGAAAACUUUACUCUGCUGUGCACGGGCUCGCGGGGCUUCGGGUACCGUGGCAGUCAAGUGUUCCGCUGCCUGCCGGGUUGGUGGCUGCAGGGCGGCGACUUCCAGAACAACGACGGCGAGGGUGGCAGGGCGGCGUUGGGCGACGAGGAGCUUAUCAGCGCCGAAACCACAGACCUGGAGCCGCGGCCAGGAGCGGUAGAGAUGCUAUGUAUGUCCACCAAUGAGCAGGGACGGCUCAUGGUGGGGUCGCAGUUCUUCAUUCACGUCAAGAAGUACAGUUAUACUCAUGUCUUCGGCUACGUCAUCGAUGGACUCGAUCUCGUGGACAAAAUGACGCAGCUUGGGGACUCGGCGCACGUGUACCGUCCCUCCAAGACCAUCACAAUAGCUGACAGUGGGCUGCUGGCUGCCUAGGACACGAUACCACGCCGUCACCGCUAUCACCGUCGCCGCCACCACCACCACCACCACCACCAAUAAUUUUGUCCCCUCCUCGUCCCCUUUCUUCUUGUCGUCCUCCUCCUCCUCCUCCUUUUCCUCAGUUUCCCUCCUGUUAUAUCGAGACUACCUAAACGUAUUUUCUAGUUCUUCUCUUUUUUAUCAGUCUCUUCUUCCUCCUAUGUUCUUUCUUCCUUAUCCUUCUCUUUUUCCACCUCUCUCUUCCUUCUCUUACUCGUUUCCUUCUUGCGUCAAUAUAAUUU